This is a messenger RNA of Anoplopoma fimbria (sablefish), 3625 nucleotides long. It is a transcript of the gene tmprss15, whose product is annotated as transmembrane serine protease 15. Lineage: Eukaryota; Metazoa; Chordata; Actinopteri; Perciformes; Anoplopomatidae. Gene Ontology annotation, cellular component: membrane. Gene Ontology annotation, molecular function: protein binding; serine-type endopeptidase activity. The record is from RefSeq and is a predicted model, not a curated record. Gene Ontology annotation, biological process: proteolysis.
AUGAAGCGAGUUCUGUCAUCUCUGGAGUUCCUCCUCGUCACUGUGUCUUCUCUUCUUCUCACCUGUUGUAUCGCACUGAUUGCAGUUUCAUGGAUCAGCCUGAAAUCUGAGGGUGCCGUUGAGCCAGACGUGCUGAGUGGUCGGAUAUCGAUCAAAGGGGGAGCUGUUUUUUCUGAAGAGCUGAAAAACUCCAGCAGUCUGCAGUUUAAGUCUUUGGCCUACGACGUCCAACACCUGGUGUCAGAGGCCUUCAGUCACAGUGAGCUAAGACUGGACUUCAAGUCGUGUCAGGUUUUAUUCUUCAGUCGGGGCAGUGUGCUGGUGAACUUUGACCUUUGGUUCAAUCAGCUGAUUGAUGUGAAGGAAGCUGAGCAGCAGCUGUGGGCUGGGAUUCAGGAGGUCGGGUCUGGAGUAUUGGUGAUCGACAGAAACAGCAUCCAGAUCACAGAGAAACAAGACGAGACAACAGCUGCUCCGACAAGCGUCACACCUACAACAACAGCUGCUCCAACAAGCGUCUAUCCUACAACAACAACUGCUCCAACAAGCGUCACACCUACAACAGUGACAUGUCCUCCUCAUCAGACAUCAUGUGCCGAUCGAUCAAUGUGUGUUCUGAUCAAUCAGCUCUGUGACGGACUGGAUGACUGUCCUGAUGCCUCUGAUGAAGAUGCAGCUCUCUGUGUGACGGUGUGUGAUGGUCAGUUCUCUCUGAAUGAUCUCAGCGGUUCCUUCAGUUCAUCAGUCGUCUCAGAAACCUACAACAGCAGCAUCUUCUGUCGCUGGAUCAUCAGAGUACAUCGAGGACUUUCUGUUCAGAUCAACUUCCAUCAGUUUGAAACCGAAGAAAAUAUCGACAUUGUGAAACUUUAUGAAAACCUCGGAGCACACAAACGUCUGACAGCUGAGCUCUCUGGCUCAACCCCUCCUGGUACCAUAUGGCUGCUGACCGACCAAUCAACUGUGGAGUUUAUCUCCGAUGACGUCAACAAUCUGUCGGGGUUCAAAGCCACCUACAGCGCCGCCAACCUCUCCCUCCUCUCCAACCAGGAGAAGCUGACAUGUACCUUUGAGCAAGGCAUGUGUUUCUGGAGGCAGCAGCAGGACGACGAUGAUGGAGACUGGAUUCGAACCAGCGGUGCCACGUUCCCUCCACUAACCGGCCCGAGUUUCGACCACACGUUGGGUAACAGCUCGGGUUUCUACAUCGUCACUCCUCUGAGUCCUGGCCAAUGGCUGAAGAGCUUCAGGAUCCACAGCCUCCCUAUCUCUCCACCUACUAGUCCCAUGUGUCUGAGCUUCUGGUACCACAUGUUUGGUGAGGACGUCCACCGUUUCAGGGUCUUGCUGUUUGAACCUGCUGUUACCGUGGCGUUCCAAAGAGACAGUAACUAUGGCAACAGCUGGAACUACGGCCAGGUGACCCUCAACCUAACAACAGAGACCACGGUGGUGUUUGAAGCGCUAAAGGAAAGAGGGAUGAGGAACGACAUCGCUCUGGAUGACAUCACACUGACGUCUGAACCCUGUGGCCCCGCCCCCCCAGAACCAACCAAUGUACCCCCUCCAACAACUCCCCCCCCUAUACCAGCCGACUGUGGAGGACCCUUUGACCUCUGGGAGCCAAACUCCACCUUCAGCUCGCCCAAUUACCCACAAUCCUAUGGGAACAAGGCUCAGUGUGUGUGGACUCUGCACACCGGUGAGGGUCGAAACAUCCACCUCCACUUCCUUGACUUUGAUGUUGAAGCGACCUAUGACGUCGUAGAGGUGCGGGAUGGGGCGGGGCCAAACUCAACCUUAUUGGCUGUCCUGACCGGUAGCGCUGGCCCCGCCCAUGAGUUGUUCUCCACAACCAAUCAGAUGACACUUUGGUUCUUUACGGACAGCUCCGGUCACGGCCGAGGAUUCAAAGCCAACUUCACCUCGGGGGUCAACCUGGGGUCACCAGCUGCGUGUGCAGUGGGUCAGUUCCAGUGUCAGACAGGAAGCUGUAUCCAUGGUAACGGUCAGUGUGACGGCGAGGUCGACUGUCCCGACUCCUCCGAUGAAGCUGACUGUGUUGUAUUGCAGGUGAACAGUUCAAGUCGUCUUCACUUUCAACUUGUUUCCUCGCUGCUCAUGUGUCACCUGUCUGACACCUGGGAUACAGGUAACUCUCACCUGUCUGUCUUCACCUGUCAGUACCUGGGAUACAGGUCGGGGCGGACAGAACUGUUGCCAGCUCUGCCACAAGAUUCACCGUUUACAACCAUCACGGUCACCAGCAACGGCACACUGAAAACCAGUAUCAGUGAAACCUGCAUCAGUGAGGAAGUGAUCUCUCUGAACUGUGACAACAAACCUUGUGGCGUUCGACAGGUCGCUAAUGAGACGAAGGAAACGGACCAAUCAGCAGAGAGGACACCUGGUGAAGGUGAGGUCAGAGUGGUGGGCGGGGUUGACGCGGUGAAGGGGGCGUGGCCAUGGAUAGUAUCUCUGCAGUGGAGGGGCCGUCAUGUGUGUGGAGCCUCACUGAUUGGCCGAGAUUGGCUGCUGACCGCUGCACAUUGUGUUUACGGGAAGAACGUCCACUUGCAGUCGUGGUCGGCGGUUUUCGGGCUUCUAUCUCAAAGUGACAGAAACUCUUUGGACGUUCAGACCCGACGAGUGGAUCGCAUCAUCAUCAACAGACGAUACAACAGACAGACCAAACAGGCCGACAUCGCCAUGAUGCACGUGGAACAGCCAAUCAACUUCACCCAGUUCAUCCAGCCCCUGUGUUUACCUGCUGAAGGUCAGGACUUCACAGCAGGAAGAAGAUGUUUCAUCGCUGGAUGGGGACGAGACGCUGAGCAAGGUUCUCUCCCUGAUGUUCUCCAGGAGGCAGAGGUUCCUCUGCUGGUUCAGGAUCAGUGUCAGCUUCAGUUACCUGAGUACACCAUCACCUCCAGCAUGCUGUGUGCCGGAUACCCUGAGGGGGGGGUCGACUCCUGUCAGGGCGACUCUGGAGGUCCAUUGAUAUGUCUGGACAAUGAACACUGGACUCUCAUUGGUGUGACAUCGUUUGGGAUUGGCUGUGGUCGUCCUCAGAGACCUGGAGUCUACGCCAGAGUCUCAGCCUUCACCUCCUGGAUCGCCCAGACCAGACGCUCCUCCUCCUCUUCCUCAUCUUCAUCAUCUUCAUCCUCCUCCUGCUGCUGAUCCUCCUCAUCUUCUUCCUCCUCCUCCUCAUCUUCUUCCUCUUCCUCCUCCUCUUCCUGCUCCUCCUCCUGCUAUUCCUCUUCCUCUUCAUCUUCUUCUUCAUCCUCUUCCUCCUCCUCUUCCUGCUCCUCCUCCUGCUAUUCCUCUUCCUCUUCAUCCUCUUCUUCUUCCUCCUCCUCCUCUUCCUCCUCUUCUUCUUCCUCUUCCUCCUCUUCCUCCUCCUCUUCUUCCUCCUUCUUGUUUUUCAGUGUAAAGCUCUUAUUUUAUUUGAAUCAUUAUUUUAUAAUUAAACUGUAAACAACGUUUUUAAACAGGAAUCUUAUUUGAUGAGAGAAUAUUUAAAAAUAAUUCAUUUUUGUGACUUUGUUGAAUUAUAAAUAAAGUUAUUGUAGGCCUGGUUUUCUACUGCAUACUUUAAAAUACUACUUUGAAAAUCUUUUAU